AAUUGCUAACGGACUAAAAUGGGAAGUAGACGGCACGGUUUUCAACGUCAGUUUCCAUGGCACAGAUUCCGGCUACAGAAAUGGUUCACGAUGAAACGUAUGAUUGCCAUGUGUGGUUAACGCAGUACUCAACAGUCCGUGCCCUGGCUGCGCGAAAUAUACUCGUCGAUGAGAACAAACGAGCCUCAAUUGCCGCCUCGAUUGGUAUGCCACUACGCCCCUUCUUAAGGAGGCCUGUGAUAGCCAUAGGUGCGUCAGAGCCAGAGACUUUUGACAGCAAGAAAUAUCCCGACUUCUACGGGAGCAUGCCAUACCAGAGUUUCUCUGACUUACUAAAUUGUCAGUAUGAAAAGGGUGCAAGGACGUUGGCUAUCUUGAAUGAGGAUUCGAUCAUCUCCUCUGGACGUCUCGUCAAACGCAUCGACACCUAUCUGGAGAACAACCCCGACAAAGAAUGGGUGGUUAUCUUUAAUCAAACGGGCGCUCUACUGCCAUCCGUCCCAGACCCAGACACCACUCCAAACAGUACUAACGACAUUCAGGUCUCCAUGAACCCUGAUCGCAGCCAGUACGCAGCGUUUGUGGAGGAUAUAUACUCGGCCCAGGAUCUGGUAAACCCACAUGAUACAUCGCCGGAUGUGUUUAUCUUUACAUCCAGUGCUAUGGGUAACAUAACGCGCAGUCUGGAGUACUUGUCGGAAUCAAGAUUUGGUCCGGAUGUGUUCAUUAUCGGAGAGGUUGGUACAGCAGAUACAUACCUCACAGGGCUGGCAGCACAGUAA
Sphaeroforma arctica JP610 is the source of this 782-nucleotide messenger RNA. RefSeq lists its product as hypothetical. The record is from RefSeq and is a predicted model, not a curated record. NCBI's taxonomy places the organism in Eukaryota, Ichthyosporea, Ichthyophonida. Bases 57 to 782 code for a protein of 241 amino acids. The transcript is spliced from 4 exons.